CCCGGUUUCAAGCCGGACGUUUUUUGCAUCUGCAACCAAAAUGGCGACCACCAACAGUCGUCCACGCCUUCAGUAUUUAUUACAUCUCGCCCAAGAUAAUCUGGACUUCAGGUUGCCGGAGAUUAAGGCUUUGUUGGCCCUCAGAGGAAAACCAUUCCAGCCUAAUGAAAACUUCAAAGAAAAGUCUCCUUUCUGGUGUCUGGAUGGUUUGUCUGAGGAGGACGUCCGCGGCAUCAUGGCCAGAUCUGUUUGUGCAAAGUCCGCUUUUGAACUAUGGGGCCAUGGAAAAACACACAGUGAACUCAGAACAUCCCUCUUGAACUACCCAUCAGAGAACAUGUCACCGUUCAUGCACAAAGAUUCAACUUACAGAAUAAAUGUCUACACUUUCAACAAGACUCUGGAGUUUUCAGACAGAAUCAAAAGGAUUGAUGCUUUGGAGUAUCUUCCUUUUGAUGGCGCAGUGAGCCUAAAGAGCCCUCAGCACAUCUUCUGUUUGAUGGAGGAUUACGGCACAGACCCCAACAACAUCCCAGAGAACCCAGACUACAUCUACUUUGGCCGAUGGAUAGCAGACGGACAGCGUGAACUGAUUCGCUCCCACAGUGUGAAGAACAGACACUUCAUUGGAAACACCAGUAUGGAUGCUGGGCUCUCAUUCAUCAUGGCCAACCACGCUAAGGUCAAAGAGAAUGACCUUGUCUUUGACCCGUUUGUCGGCACAGGGAGCCUGUUGGUAGCAUGUUCUCAGUUUAGAGCCUAUGUCUGUGGAACAGAUAUCGAUUACAACACUAUUCAUGGCAAAGGUAGGUCAAGCCGUAAAAACCAGAAGUGGCGAGGACCUGAUGAGAAUAUCAGAGCCAACCUGCGGCAGUAUGGAACAGAGAAGAUGUAUGUAGAUGUAAUGGUGUCUGAUGCAUCCAAGCAUGUGUGGAGGGCGGCUGCUCUGUUCGACGCCAUCAUUACUGAUCCUCCGUACGGUAUCCGUGAGUCCACAAGGAGAACGGGCUCCCAUAAAGACGUUACUAGACCCCCCGACAGCAACUACGUAGAGUCUCACGUCCCCGUCUCACAGGCGUACCACCUGAGUGACAUCUUCACAGAUCUGUUAAACUUCUCCGCCCAGCACCUGGUUAUAGGCGGGAGGCUCGUCUAUUGGCUGCCUGUCUACAUACCAGAGUACUGUGAGGAGAUGGUACCUCUUCACCCGUGUCUCCGAAUCAUCAGUAACUGUGAGCAGACGCUCUCUAGCCACACCUCACGACGCCUGAUCACUAUGGAGAAGAUCAAGGAGCCUGAGGAAUUAGACGGCCUGUUUCAUCGUGCAGACCCACGCUUCAGCCCCUACCAGGGACACAACGCCUUCAGAGAGAAGUAUUUCAGUGGCGUCAACAAGAGGUGUAUCAAGGACGACAACAAAUCCAAUGUCAAUGGAGAGUGAAGGAAUUAAUCACCCAAGAUGGAGAUCACAGAAAAUCUCAGUGUCUUUUAAAGAAUAGAAGAAAAACAUCAGGAAACAAGAACCAGGGCAUGGUUGUCAGUGGACUCAAAGAGGGAACCUUAUUUAGUUGUACUUUUUAAAAUCUUUCUCACUAUUUUAAUUAUUAUUUGUAUGCCUAUACGUUAUUGCUUUGCAAAUAAAUUGAUACAAUACAAA
Dicentrarchus labrax (European seabass) is the source of this 1657-nucleotide messenger RNA. RefSeq names its product tRNA methyltransferase 11 homolog (gene trmt11). Gene Ontology annotation, biological process: methylation. Lineage: Eukaryota; Metazoa; Chordata; Actinopteri; Moronidae. Gene Ontology annotation, molecular function: nucleic acid binding. Gene Ontology annotation, cellular component: cytoplasm. The coding region runs from base 41 to 1441 and encodes 466 amino acids. The record is from RefSeq and is a predicted model, not a curated record. The transcript is spliced from 13 exons.